Messenger RNA from Hevea brasiliensis (rubber tree), 1365 nucleotides. RefSeq names its product 24-methylenesterol C-methyltransferase 2. Gene Ontology annotation, biological process: steroid biosynthetic process. The transcript has a single exon. Gene Ontology annotation, molecular function: S-adenosylmethionine-dependent methyltransferase activity. The coding region runs from base 78 to 1178 and encodes 366 amino acids. The record is from RefSeq and is a predicted model, not a curated record. Lineage: Eukaryota; Viridiplantae; Streptophyta; Magnoliopsida; Malpighiales; Euphorbiaceae.
ACAGUCUCCAGCAACACUCGAACAGGAUAAAGAAGAGGACGCUUGCUUGUGUCUUCUCAUUUAACUUUUCUCUCACAAUGGACUCCUUUGCUAUCUUUUGCACUGGAGCUCUCAUCGCCUGCGGCCUCUACUGGUUCCUCUGCAUUCUCGGCCCCGCAGAGCAAAAAGGCAAACGAGCUGUAGAUCUAUCCGGCGGCUCGAUCUCCGCCGAGAAAGUCCAAGAUAACUACAAGCAGUACUGGUCUUUCUUUCGCCGCCCAAAAGAGAUUGAAACGGCCGAGAAAGUCCCCGAUUUCGUUGACACAUUCUACAACUUAGUCACCGAUAUCUACGAGUGGGGAUGGGGCCAGUCCUUUCACUUCUCUCCCUCUGUCCCAGGCAAGUCCCACCGCGACGCCACGCGCCUCCAUGAAGAGAUGGCCGUUGAUCUCAUCGACGUCAAGCCCGGAGAUCGAAUCCUAGAUGUGGGAUGCGGCGUUGGUGGGCCCAUGCGAGCCAUCGCGGCCCACUCACGCGCCAUUGUUGUGGGCAUCACCAUUAACGAGUACCAGGUGAACCGUGCGCGUUUGCACAACAAGAAAGCAGGCCUAGAUUCACUUUGUGAAGUUGUGUGUGGUAAUUUCCUGGAGAUGCCAUUUCCGGACAACAGCUUCGACGGCGCGUACUCUAUUGAAGCUACAUGCCACGCGCCCAAGCUGGAUGAGGUAUAUGCGGAGGUAUUCCGCGUCUUGAAGCCUGGAUCUCUCUACGUGUCCUAUGAAUGGGUCACAACUGACAAGUACAAGGCUAACGAUGCUGAACACGUGGAGAUCAUUCAAGGCAUUGAAAGAGGAGAUGCCUUACCUGGUCUCAGAAGCUACACAGACAUUGCCGAGACGGCGAGGAAAGUAGGGUUCGAGGUGGUGAAAGAGAAGGACUUGGCAAAACCACCAGCGCUCCCAUGGUGGACGAGACUGAAGAUGGGCAGGAUCGCCUACUGGAGGAAUCACAUUCUCAUCACUAUAUUGGCUGCCUUGGGGAUUGCGCCGAAGGGAACCGUCGAUGUCCAUGAGAUGCUUUUCAGAACCGCCGAUUAUCUGACGAAGGGCGGCGACACUGGGAUUUUCACUCCGAUGCAUAUGAUUCUCUGCAGAAAACCUGAGACACCUUCAAUUCUUAACCCGCCCAAAAAAGGUUGAGGUAACACCUGGUUUUUUAUGUUGCAGUAACUCUAUUCCACCACCCCUUUCCCUGGUGACUUUAGUUUUCUUUCCUUUUUUAGGCUUUUUUUUUCUUUUUCACUUCUACAUCUUGAUUUUUGUUAUGAUCUUUUGUAUUUUUGUUUUGGAAUUUAUUUAAAUGUCUUGGCUGGAUCUUGGGGUUGAA